This is a messenger RNA of Cuscuta epithymum, 1486 nucleotides long. Lineage: Eukaryota; Viridiplantae; Streptophyta; Magnoliopsida; Solanales; Convolvulaceae. The record is from the annotation of a GenBank genome assembly.
GGUUUAUGCACCCGUUUCCAUGUUAGCCCACAACUCAUCGUAACCCCACGGAAAUUCUAAAUCGGUAAAUCCCUUUUUCUCCUCCGUCCGCGGCCAUCACCUCUACCCUCACGCAACGGAGCACCGCCGCACUCGCUCGUCAUUUGAAGUCUUUCUUUCAGAAUGGCAACAACUCUUCUCUUCUCCACUAAGGGUUGCGACCACUGUUCACUCAUCAGGAAAACUCCUAGGUGGAGGUCUCCUAGAGCUGCACUAUCUCCCAAUCUUCAUCUUCCUAUGCGGAGUAAUGAGGUUAAGAAUAGGACAUAUGCCGAGGAUAUCAAAGCACUUAGAUUGGUCACUGCAAUAAAAACUCCGUACCUACCUGAUGGCAGAUUUGAUCUUGAGGCCUAUGAUGCCUUAGUGAACAUGCAGAUUGAGAGAGGCGUUGAAGGGGUAAUUGUCGGUGGUACAACUGGUGAAGGUCAACUAAUGAGCUGGGACGAACACAUCAUGCUCAUUGGCCAUACUGUCAACUGCUUUGGUGGGUCCAUCAAAGUCAUAGGCAACACAGGAAGCAACUCAACCAGGGAAGCAAUCCACGCGACUGAGCAAGGCUUCGCCGUAGGGAUGCAUGGGGCUCUUCACAUCAAUCCCUAUUAUGGAAAGACUUCCUUAGAGGGAAUGGUUGCUCACUUCAACAGCAUUCUCCCAAUGGGACCCACAAUCAUCUACAAUGUGCCAUCAAGAACCGGCCAAGACAUUCCGCCGGGUGUGAUUCAUGAGGUGGCGAAGAGCCCUAAUUUGGCAGGUGUGAAAGAGUGUGUUGGGAAUGAUCGGGUGGAGCAGUACACAAGUUGUGGGAUUGCUGUUUGGAGUGGAAACGAUGAUGAAUGCCACGACUCAAGGUGGGCCCAUGGGGCGACAGGUGUCAUUUCGGUUGCUAGCAACUUGGUUCCAGGCCUGAUGAGGGAACUUAUGUUUGGGGGAAAGAACCCAAAACUGAACGCAAAGCUGCUUCCUUUGAUUAAAUGGCUUUUUCAAGAACCGAACCCGAUCGGCUUAAACACAGCUAUGGCACAGCUUGGGGUGGCUAGGGCCGUAUUCCGACUUCCCUAUGUUCCACUUCCCAGGGGGAAAAGAGAGGAGUUCGUGAAGAUUGUGAUGGAUAUUGGGCGGGAAAACUUUGUAGGAGAGAAAGAUGUUCGUGUUCUGGAUGAUGAUGAUUUUAUUCUGGUGGGGCGUUAUUAAAAGUUGUGGCUUGUGUUUUGUUAGAACUAGUGUUUUUCUAGUGAGUUAAGCUUAUAUGCUAGUUUUGUUGAACUCUACUAGCCCAAAUGUGUUGGAUGUUUUCUUCUCGUCUGUUUUAGCUCUUGGUCUUCCACUAUUUGGCCUGCCGCAUUUUUUUUUUGUUUUUGUGUUUUCUUCUCAUUUGUUGGUAUAACUAAUUGAAAAGAAGCUUUUGUGACUUUUUUUAGUUCUUGGUAACUAAAAAGAUUUAAAAGAA